Messenger RNA from Suncus etruscus (white-toothed pygmy shrew), 7097 nucleotides. RefSeq names its product glycogen synthase kinase 3 beta (gene GSK3B). The coding region runs from base 492 to 1793 and encodes 433 amino acids. The transcript has 12 exons. The record is from RefSeq and is a predicted model, not a curated record. Gene Ontology annotation, biological process: extrinsic apoptotic signaling pathway in absence of ligand; protein phosphorylation; regulation of microtubule cytoskeleton organization. Gene Ontology annotation, molecular function: beta-catenin binding; tau-protein kinase activity; protein serine/threonine kinase activity. Lineage: Eukaryota; Metazoa; Chordata; Mammalia; Eulipotyphla; Soricidae. Gene Ontology annotation, cellular component: cytosol; cytoplasm; nucleus.
UUUUUAAUUAUCUGCCACCUCCCCUGCCCUUCUUUCACGAGAUACACAUAUAUCUUAUAUAUUUUUUAAGGACUCUUUGCCUCUCGUCUCCCCCCUCCAAGGAAGGGGAAAGAAAAGAAUUUUUAUUUUUUAUUUUUUAAUUUUUUUUCUUCACCUUGCCACCAGGCCCGAAUCAUCAUCUAUGUUGAAUAUCCUCACUGAUCUGUCUUGAAGGACAAAAAAAUACAAAGCUUUUUUUUUUAUAUAUAUAUCUAUCUAUAUAUCUAUAAUUUUCUCUUUCUUAAAUAGCUUAUUACAAAAAGGAGUGAAAAAGCCCAGAGGACGAAGCUUCCUUCUUUCCCCCCCCCCAACCCCCUCCCCACCCACCCCCUUUUCUUGUGGGAGAACUACUUAAUGCUGCAUUUUUCAUUAACUUAACCUCCCAGCCUAAAAACAAAAGGAAGAAAAGGAGGAAGGAAGGCAAAGAGUGUGAUUCGCAAAGAGGGAUCAUCAUGUCAGGGCGGCCCAGAACCACCUCCUUUGCGGAGAGCUGCAAACCAGUGCAGCAGCCUUCAGCUUUUGGCAGCAUGAAAGUUAGCAGAGACAAGGAUGGCAGUAAGGUAACCACAGUGGUGGCAACUCCUGGACAGGGCCCAGAUAGGCCUCAGGAAGUCAGCUAUACCGACACAAAAGUAAUUGGAAAUGGUUCCUUUGGUGUGGUAUAUCAAGCCAAACUUUGUGAUUCAGGAGAACUGGUUGCCAUCAAGAAAGUAUUGCAGGACAAGAGAUUUAAGAAUCGUGAACUUCAAAUCAUGAGAAAGCUAGAUCACUGUAACAUAGUUCGAUUGCGUUAUUUCUUCUACUCAAGUGGUGAGAAGAAAGAUGAAGUCUAUCUUAAUCUGGUGCUGGAUUAUGUUCCGGAAACAGUAUACAGAGUUGCAAGACAUUAUAGUCGAGCCAAACAGACGCUCCCUGUGAUCUAUGUCAAGUUGUAUAUGUAUCAACUGUUUCGAAGUUUAGCCUAUAUCCAUUCCUUUGGAAUUUGCCAUCGGGAUAUUAAACCACAGAACCUCUUGUUGGAUCCUGAUACAGCUGUCUUAAAACUCUGUGACUUUGGAAGUGCAAAACAGCUGGUCCGAGGAGAACCCAAUGUUUCAUAUAUCUGUUCUCGGUACUAUAGGGCACCAGAGUUGAUCUUUGGAGCCACUGAUUAUACCUCUAGUAUAGAUGUAUGGUCUGCAGGCUGUGUAUUGGCUGAACUGUUGCUAGGACAGCCAAUAUUUCCAGGGGACAGUGGUGUGGAUCAGCUGGUGGAAAUAAUCAAGGUCCUGGGGACACCAACCAGGGAACAAAUUAGAGAAAUGAACCCAAACUACACAGAAUUUAAGUUUCCUCAAAUUAAGGCACAUCCUUGGACUAAGGAUUCGUCAGGAACAGGACAUUUCACCUCAGGAGUGCGGGUCUUCCGACCCCGAACUCCACCAGAGGCAAUUGCACUGUGUAGUCGUCUGCUGGAAUAUACACCAACUGCCCGACUGACACCAUUAGAAGCUUGUGCACAUUCAUUUUUUGAUGAAUUACGGGAUCCAAAUGUCAAACUACCAAAUGGGCGAGACACACCUGCACUGUUUAAUUUCACCACUCAAGAACUGUCAAGUAAUCCACCUCUAGCGACCAUCCUUAUUCCUCCUCAUGCUCGGAUUCAAGCAGCUGCUUCAACCCCUACCAAUGCCACAGCAGCCUCAGAUGCUAAUGCUGGAGACCGUGGACAGACCAAUAAUGCUGCUUCUGCAUCAGCUUCAAAUUCCACCUGAACAGUCCCGAGCAGCCAGCAGCACAGGAAAAACCACCAGUUACUUGAGUGUUACUCAGCAACAUUGGUCAUGGUCACGUUUGGAAAGAAAAAUUAAAAAAAAAGAGGAAAAAAAACACCCUGUUCAUUUUAGUGUUCAAUUUUUUUAUUAUUGUUGUUGUUCUUAUUUAACCUUGUAAAAUAUCUAUAAAUACAAACCAAUUUCAUUGUAUUCUCACUUUGAGGGAGAUCCGGGGUGGGAGGGGUUGAUGGGAAGGGAAAGCGGAGCACUAGAACACACAAUCUCUCUCCCACGACAAUCUUUUUUAUCAAAAAUGUGCUGUUGUAUACUUUAAAAAACAGGACUCCUGCCUCAUGCCCCUUCCGCAAAAGAAGACAACUUUUUUCUAUGCUGAAGUUUUUUUGAACUUUGUUUUCUUUUAAAAGUGAAGUCAAGACUUCGGUAUAGUGCACAGCUUGAAAUUGGUUGGGAGCUUAGCAGGUGUAACUCAAUGAGGACUUAAUGUCACUUGUAAAAUCAAUCCAUUUCCUCGGGUGUUAGCAGCCUUGCCUUUGGCACAGUGGUGGCAGAUGUGGCAAAAGACAAAAGAAAAGAAAUGUUUAUUUGUAACACCAGGAAGGUCGGUAACAUUUUGAAAUUUGUUCUAAGGGGGAAGAUUAAGAUUCUGAAUUGAUUUGUAAAGGUUUUAGUAUUUCUCAUAAUCAAUGCUAGCUGUGAAGAAACCUAAGUUGGAGGCUGACAUAGGAGGAGCAUGUUUGUUCUAUAGGUGGAUCUCUCACUGACCAAAGGUUCUCUGCAAAAAAAGUCAAUGAGCCAGUCAUUGUGGCUGCAGAAAUCAAAAGCUGGUGAGCCUGGAGGUAGAGGACAGGCCAAGAACAGAUCUCACCUUUGUGAAGGAAUUUGUCCCCCAAAAAAAUAAGUUGCUUCCUUUGGCAAGAUACAUAUGAAAGUAUGUUGUAGUUAAAUAAUGUGAACUCUAACAUUAUUACAGUUGGUUUUUUCAUAUUUCUAAAUUGCAAAUUAUACAUAAAAUGCCAGGUUCUGCACAUAGUUCUAAUUUUAAAUCCAAAUCUAAAAUCUGUUUUUAAUUUCAGCUUGUUUUAAUUUCAUGCUUUUUCCAUUUUAUUUAUUGAUGUGUGUCAGGUCAUUAUGAUAUAGGUAUACUAAGAAUUACACAUCAAAAUUAAUAUAAACAUGCACUUGUACCUGCUGAUUUCUAGGAAAACUGAUUAUAUAAAUGUAUGUAUGUUAUAUAUAAAUAUACAUAGAUUCAAUACUGCCCCCCUUUCCCCACACUAUCAGAAUUGAUUGGUUGAAGCAUGAGAAGAGAGUUUCUUCCCCCUACUCUAUAUUCAGUUUUUAUUUGUUUUGUGUAUUAGUGAACGGUGUAAAAAUAUCAGUCUUUGUUUUUGAAGAAAAAGCAAUAUUCCUUGGAAAGCAAGGAGGACCGAAGGAUUAUGUUAGCAGUGAGAAAACAGAUUUUCACAACUAGUUUGUUUUAUACUUUUAAGGUUGACAUCUAUGUGGGCCUUAUAUACUCUAAAAUGAACCUUAGUCACCUUGGUGCUUAUGGGCCAUUACUUGACCUAUGAAUCUUUAAGGCACAAUCAGUUGUUCUUUAUAUAUAAAGAUCCUCUGAGUGAUGGCUGUCUCCCCCUCCUACCUAUUCCUUGGCAUACAUUCCCUGGCUAGAUGAUAACUGUCAGGCCGUGGAAUAGAGCCCUCAAUUAUAUAAGACCUCCUAUUCUUCCUCAUUGCCACCUUCGGUCAUGUUAGAGGUAUUGCCCCGCCUGGUCAUUUAGAAUUGGAAUCUCUUGGCAGCCCUCCUGUUAGAUCCUGCUACCUGUCCUGCUGCUUAACCAAGUGUAUGUGACUCUCCAAAAGGGUCCUACUACCUGCUGACAUAAACCAGUACCCAGAAAGGCAACUGUGAGCCAUCUUUGUUUUCACUCAAUGUUUUGCUCAGCUCUUAGGCCACAAAAGGGGUUUCUCAAACCUCUUGUUAUAUCAGAGUUCAUGAGAAAGGAGACACAAUCAAGCCAAAUCAAAUAGUACUGAAUUUUAUUUUUUAAAAUGAACUUUGAGAACUAAUUAAGAUUUGAGGGAAGUCUGCAAAACUUUUGGCAGCAAGAUUCCUCAAGAGAACGGUUUGAAAGACCAGUUUUCAAAAAAUAUUUAUAAAAAAGUUGAACUGUAGGUCUGUAACAGAAAUAGGCCUACUUUCUAAUCAAAACUGCCCAGUAAAACAAUUUUACAGACACUACUCUGUAUGUGGUAUACGUUCCAGAGUCCACGAAUAUCUGUGCUUAUUUAGAAAACACUUCCUCCCACUCCCACAAAAUAGUGUCAGAGAAGAAAGAAAAGUCAGAUGCUUUUCUUCCUUUUAUAUAGUAUAAGUGUGAAGCCAGAGGUGCAUUUUUCUUUCUCAAGGAUCAUGAUGGGAUCACAGAACUCUUUUAUACAAGUGAGAUCCAGGUCUCUGAAUAUCUUUUGUAAAUAAUAAAUAGUAAUAAAAAGCUCCUCACCAAAUUCAAGCUUGUACAUUAUAUUUUCUUUCAAUGUUUUUAAGUUUUAUUGUUUUGUAUGUAAAUAUGUGGACCCAGGAACUGUUAUUAAUGAGCAAAAAGUUACUGUUCAGGGCAGUGAUUCUGUUUAAUAAUCAGACAAAAUGUAGACGAGCUUUUUAAAGCCAUAUAGUUUUAACUGUACAGUAGGUACCGGCCUGUAUUAAUGUAACAAUAACUCUAGCAAUGUAUAGUGUAUCUAUAUAGUUUGGAGUGCCUUCGCUUCCAUGUGUUUGAUUUUCUUUUUUAAAGUUUUUAAUUGGCUUCUCUGUCCAUGUCUUCCUUUCCCUCCCCUUUCCCUUUAAAGUUACAGUUUACUCAUAACACAGUGUCUGCCCCUUCCACAGUUAGGUUUCAUGAUACCAUUAGGUUGGAAAGAGGAAACCAUGUUCAUACACUGAUUCCAUUUAAGCCCUGCCUUUUGUUUUGGUUUUGAACAUCUGUUUCCUCUUCAAUAGCAGUGACCGGUUUCUUUUCUUCCUUUCUUCAGUAGGAACUUCUGUAGUGCCAGGAAGCCCUGGAGAUGGAGGAUAACGAAUAGAUUAGAUUUUGCUCGUCUCUUUCCCCAAGCCUAACCAUGGCUCUUAUAAGCAGCAGAUCCCAGGAGCUUUCCAAUGCUCACUCUCCUCUCCUUAUUUUCUUCCCAAAUGAGAGAGAGAAUUGGCUUCAUAAAUCAGUUUCUCAAUGGUCUUGGGUCUGGAUACCUUAGUGGUCUCAACUGCUAGCUCCUGAGUGCACUAUGUUACAGAGGACUUUCUCAGCAGGGACACACAGCCCCUUCUCUCCUCCACUGUUAAGCCAGGAUGUGGCAUUCUUAUUUUUCUAGAUCAACUUCUGUAAGUGUGCCUGUACUGAUAGCCUUUUUUGAAAGGAAGAAAAAUCAAAAUGUGUUUUGCCUUCAAUUCCUCCAUUUAAGAUGUCGAGUAGAAGAAGAAAAAAAAUUACCAAACCAAAGUUUGCUAUUUUUGAAACAUCAUGUGUUCAUUCCAGCAAGGCAGAAGACUGCACCUUCUUUCCAGUGACAUACAUCAUUUAUAAGUCCUCUUAAAUUUGUAGACAUAUUUUUAGUUUGUUUUAACAAAGCCUGCCUGACCAGUCAUUGCCUGCACUGAUGCAGAGGUUUCUCAGAGGACUGUUGUAUUCUGUAUCCCUGUGGAUAAAAAGACACUGGCCUUUCAUUUCUUUUUCCCUUUCCUUUUCAAAGGAUUUAUCUAUGGAAUCUUCCGACGGAAGUUUGGCCAAUGCCAGAUCCCCAGGAGUUGGGGGGGGUUUUCUUUGUUUUAAACCAAAUUGUGUGUGACUCCUAUCGUUCAUGUUAGUGAUCAUCUAAUCACAGAGCCGAACACUUCCCCUAAUAUAGAAAAAUUAAGCAUGCUUUACAAUAAAAUCUGUCUGGUAGAAACCUGAGCCACUGAAAAUGAAAGACAACUAGAAGCACAGUAGAGUGCCAGACUAAGGUCUAUAUUUGAAAGUAAUCCCUUGGUUUUGGAUUAUUUUCACAGAGUUAUGGCAUUUUGUUCCAAGUUUGAUGCUCCGUUUUGCACCUCUGCAAUAAAAGUAAAAUGACAACCAAUGCAUAAGGGGUUAGCUUGAUAAAGUAGACUUCCUUGUGUUGAUUUAAUUUUUAAGUUUUUUUAAACUAAUAUCUGUCUACAGGCAGAUACAGAUAGAUGUAUGAAAAUGUGCUUGCCUGUAAAAUUUGCAUUUAUAAAUGUGUUGCCGAUGGAUCACUUGGACCUGUACACAUACCAAUUAGCGUGACCACUUCCAUCUUAAAAACAAAUUUAAAAAAGUCAAAAUUUAUUAUAUAUAUAUAUAUAUAAAGGACUGUGGGUUGUAUACAAACUAUUGCAAACACUUGUGCAAAUCUGUCUUGAUAUAAAGGAAAAGCAAAAUCUGUAUAACAUUAUUACUACUUGAAUGCCUCUGUGACUGAUUUUUAUUUCAUUUUAAAUAUAAACUUUUUUGUGAAAGUAUGCUCAAUGUUUUUUUUUUCCCCUUUCCCCAUUUCCUUGUAAAUACAUUUCGUUCUAUGUGACUUGGUUUGGAAAUAGUUAACUGGUACUGUAAUUUGCAUUAAAUAAAAUGUAGGUUAGCCUGGAAAUGAAAUUAAAACUCACAAGUGUGUGGUCUUUAUUUCAGAACCCACCCUCUUCUCCACCCUAGCUAUUUUGCUACUACAAUAUAUAGUCACAUCACCAUCUGUUUUUCCAACUCAAAAAACAUGAAUCUUUGUUAUCAAGUCAAGAUAUGAACACUAGUUGUUCUUCUUGCUAAUGAUCUUAUUUCAUUGUAUAGCCCCAGGAAGUACAGCUUCCAUCUUGGAAACCUUUGGAUUUGAUGUAGAGGACGCUUUUAAGCCACUGCUUUGAAAGGGGGUUGGGGGGAACACCUGAAAGAAAAUUUUAAAACGUCUAUGCUGCUGUCUUUGAUUACUGUGUUCUUGGUUUGGUGUAGCUGUAUUUUCUUUGAAAUUUCAUCCCAUUAAAAUGGUCUUUGGGAGUAUGUAAAAAUAUAUGAACACCACAAACAAUGGGGCUGUACCUCCCAGGUAAAUGACACAUGUGUUUGAAUCUGCUCAUUUCCAAUACUGGAUGAUGUAUGUAAACAUGUUAUGUCUUAGUGCAAAAAAGAAACAUCACUUUUCAGGACUGGCUCGCUCUGUCAGGCCUAAUCUAAAGACUAGAUAUAAAGUCAUGUGACUGCUGCUUCAAUAAAAUCAAAUUUAUAUUGGAUAAAA